GUUAGUGCCCUGUGUGUCCGGGGAUUACACGGCACAAUAUGGAGGCUCGUCCGUUACUCGGAUUUCACGUGUGGUAUUCCUAUGGUCACUGUGGAGGUCACUUGAUCCAGCAUUGUGUCACCUUGUGAUCGGGUGAACUGGUGGCGGCACUAUGGCUCUAGCCUUGGGCAGAUUCUGCUCUUCCUACCGGAGCAGUCUCUGGAGGUCGCUCUCUGGAUGUCAGGAAGCUUUGGAUAGAUUAUGUUGUCCUGGUCUGGGCCCUCAGGAGUCAAGUCUUCAUACAUCUGCCAUAGCCUCAGCUGGACAUAAUAAGUGGUCCAAAGUGAAGCAUAUUAAGGGUCCAAAGGAUGCAGCCAGGGCACGUCUAUUUGCCAAGCUCACCAUGAUGAUCAAAGUGGCAGUGAGAGAAGGGGGGCCACACCCUGACUUUAAUCCACAAUUGUACCAACUGGUUGAGCAGGGCCGGCAAAGAAACAUGCCGAAAGCUUCCAUAGAGGUUGCAAUUAAAGGAGCGGAUAAAUGUAAACCCACAUCUUAUGCACUAUAUCAAGCUCGCGGGCCCGGUGGAUGUUCCCUAAUUAUCGAACUCUUGACUGAUAACACCAAUCGCUCUUUUGCAGAGCUAAGAGGCCUGCUGAAUAAAAAUGGAGGAACCCACACUGAUGUGUUGCAUUGCUUUAACAAAAAGGGGAUCGUGACCGUCCAGACCCAAGACCGAGAUGGCAAACCUGUGCCGAUGGAGCAGGCUCUUGACAUGGCGAUACAGGCAGGAGCUGAGGAUGUGCUGGAGAUACAGGAUGAGGAGGAGGAGAAAGAUGUCUAUAAGUAUGUCUGUGGUUUACCCACACUGCGAGACGUCCGCAGCCAGCUCAUCUCCUUGGGAUUAGUGCCCAUCUCCUCCGGGCCGGAGUAUUUGCCAAACAUCACCGUAGAGCUCUCUGACACUGACAAAGAAAGGGUCUUCAAACUCUUGGAAUUGAUUAAAGAUCAACCAGAUGUCAUGCGGGUCUACGAUAACAUAGAAUAGCAAGAAACCCCUGAGGAGCAGCCGGCUCGUAGAGCCGAGUGGAAGGGACCGUACAGCUACAGAACUAACGGCUUAAACCAUAAACUCCGUGUGGGUUACGAGUUUUAUUUCUUACAAAGAUCUACGUGAACCUAGAUAUGUAGUGAUAUCGCUCAUCACUGAACUGAAUCUGCCGCAGUUUAAAGGAGUUUCCACUCUUCGGAUAUUGAUGAUCUGUUGUCCGGAUAGGAUGGAAGAGACAUCGCAGGCCAAGGAAGCGCCAAGCGCCCGAUCCCUUUCCUGCACUUGAUUGGCGGGGGGUGUCAGGAGUCAGACCUUCCCCAAUCGGAUAUUAAUGACCUAUCCUGGCGAUAUGUCGUCAGUAUUUAAUUCCCAGAAAACUCCUUUAGGCUGUAUUCACACGACCGUAUGUGUUUUGCGGUCUACAAAAAAUACGAAGAACGUCCUUUUGGCAUUCGUAU
This is a messenger RNA of Bufo bufo (common toad), 1488 nucleotides long. RefSeq names its product translational activator of cytochrome c oxidase 1. Lineage: Eukaryota; Metazoa; Chordata; Amphibia; Anura; Bufonidae. The record is from RefSeq and is a predicted model, not a curated record. Gene Ontology annotation, cellular component: mitochondrion. The transcript is spliced from 6 exons. Bases 152 to 1027 code for a protein of 291 amino acids.